Staurois parvus is the source of this 2260-nucleotide messenger RNA. Lineage: Eukaryota; Metazoa; Chordata; Amphibia; Anura; Ranidae. The record is from the annotation of a GenBank genome assembly.
GGAACAUCAUUUACAACGAGCUAUCUCGGCACAACAGGUUUUUAGAGAAAAGAAAGAAAGCAUGGUUAUUCCCGUUCCUGAGGCUGAGAGCAAUGUCCACUACUACAGUCGCCUGUACAAAGGAGAAUUUAAACAGCCCAAGCAGUUCAUUCACAUUCAACCAUUUAAUCUGGACAAUGAGCAGCCAGAUUAUGAUAUGGACUCUGAAGAUGAGACAUUGAUUAAUCGGCUCAACAGGAAAAUGGAACUUAAACCACUGCAGUUUGAAAUUAUGAUUGAUCGGCUGGAAAAGGCAAGCUCCAACCAGCUUGUCACUCUUCAGGAAGCAAAAUUGCUGCUAAAUGAGGAUGAUUACCUUAUCAAAUCUGUGUAUGACUACUGGGUAAGAAAGCGGAAAAACUGCAGGGGGCCCUCCCUCAUUCCCCAAAUCAAACAAGAGAAACGUGACGGAUCUACUAACAACGAUCCGUAUGUCGCAUUCCGGCGUAGAACUGAGAAGAUGCAAACGCGAAAGAAUCGUAAGAAUGAUGAAGCAUCUUACGAGAAGAUGUUGAAGUUACGAAGGGAGUUUAGCCGAGCCAUAACCAUUUUAGAAAUGAUCAAACGAAGAGAAAAGACGAAACGGGAAUUACUGCAUUUAACGUUGGAAGUAGUGGAGAAGAGGUACAAUUUGGGUGACUUUGGUGGUGAAAUAUUGAAUGAAAUUAAAAUUCCGAAAAUUGAGAAGGAAGCUCAUCCCAUUCCGACAUUACUACACAAUGGGAACCAUCACAGAGUUCCAGAAUGCAAAGCAAAGAAUAUUCAUCACUCAUCUGUCAAAGAAGAAACUUUGGAUAUUGUUCGGCUAAAAAAGAAGUACCCAAAGAAGCCAAAAGCAGAUUCAGUUGUGACCCCUCUGCCCCAGCCCGCCUCAGAGCCAUUGCCAGUAAUUAACAAGAGUGAUAUCAAACAAUAUGACUUCCACAGCUCUGACGAUGAAGAGUUUCCACAGGUACCUUCUCCGGUGUCUGAGCUGGAGGAAGAUAAUGACCCCGAUGGCCCCUAUGCCUUCAGGAGAAGAACUGGAUGCCAGUAUUAUGCCCCUCGAUUGGACCAAAUGGACGAUACUUCAGAAAACACAGAUCAGUCAGCAUUGGCUAGACUUCGGUAUAGGCAUUGCCUCACUACUCUCACGAUCCCUCGAAGAUGUAUAGGGUUCGCAAGGAGACGGUUUGGCCGAGGUGGAAGGGUUAUAAUGGACCGACUAUCCACACCCCACGACCCCAUCCUAAAGCAGCUGGACCCUGAAAUGUUGUCUAGUUCUUCAAGCUCUUCCCAAGUUGCACAGCCCCCUCCCGAUAACUCACGGACCAAUGCUUCCGAUAGACAUUGUGAAAACAGACUGUCUCUAUCUGAGAUCCUAAGCAAUAUUAGGUCGUGUCGACUGCAGUGUUUCCAGCCAAGGCGAAUACCUUUUCCAGACAAUGAUAGUGAAGAAUGUACCUCAAGGAUAGUAGGACAUGCUGUGAGCAUUAAACGAGCCACUUUACUGAACACCAGCAAGAAUGGACUGACAGUUACGGGAGGGAUCACAGAGGAGCAGUUCCAAACGCAUCAACAGCAGUUGGUGCAAAUGCAAAGACAGCAGUUGGCUCAGCUACAACAGAAACAGCAGUCCCAGCAAUCGUCGCAACAGAUACAUCCAAAAGCACAGGGCUCUGGAAAUUCUGACUGCAUGUCCAAGACACUGGACUCUGCUAGCGCCCAUUUUGCUGCAUCUGCUGUGGUCAAUUCACCAACGCCAGGCCGCAGUGAAUCGACCAAGGAUCAGAGUACUGGCCACAGCAACCUAAACGGUGUUGUACAACCUCCAGGGAACGCUAAAACUCUGUACUCCACUAAUGUGGCGCUAUCAUCCAGCCCGGGGAUCUCCACCGUUCAGCUUGUACGGACAGUCGGACAUCCCACCACUAACCACUUAAUCCCAACCUUAUGCACAAGUACACCCCAGACCCUUCCUAUGAGUAAUUCCUGCCUAACGAACACCGUUCACCUCAACAACGUCAGUGUUGUGUCACCUGUCAAUGUGCAUAUCAACACAAGGACUUCUGCUCCAUCUCCCACAGCCUUAAAACUCGCCACAGUCGCUGCCAGCAUGGACCGAGUGCCAAAGGUUACUCCAAGCAGUGCCAUCAGCAGCAUAGCCAGAGAGAACCAUGAGCCGGAAAGGUUGGGUUUGAAUGGAAUCGCAGACACAACAGUAGCAAUGGAGGUGACAUAA